CUUGAGAACGGUCGUGAGUGCGUCGAUCUCGGGUACCAGAAUUCCAGGCGGGUCACUCGUCGCAGACGACAUGAUUCCACGAGGAGCACAUUCCCAGAAAGGAAGUGCCAAAUCGUCACCGACAUGGAUCCAAGCAGUGGUACUGUUCGCCGGAGAGCUCCAGCCGACCUCAACGCAGAUCAUGUCGGCGGGUGGUCAGGACGAAGCACCUACGCCCAGUUUGCCAGAUGGACGUGUGCCGUCGCCGUCUCCGUGGCAUGCAGUGCGGCGACUCCGUCACAUAACCUCCGUCCAGGUCGUCAACCUGACGCCUUUUCCAAUCAGGGAUGCGUUUGCUACUGCUCUGUCACAGCCCGCAGCCCACUCUCAGUUCACACCACUUGGAAACUUCUCCGAUGACCUCGACUUGACGCUCCUUCGCAAACGACCCCGUCGAAUAUCGUCCGCUUCAGGUAGUACAUUAAAGAACUUGAUAGUUGACGACGCUACUGGUUCCCCGGACGAAGCCAGAGGCAAUCUCGAAGGAAGGAGCCGCCGCAAAGGCCCUGCACGUCUCAGUGGAAACGGAGCUUUGGCUUCCGUCUCCGCAAGCGUGCCGACCCAUCCAACCGCUACUUUUUCCUUCGACAAUUCCCAGCGUAUGCUGGAGAGAGUUAUCAAGUCGCGACUCGUAGAAACAUUCAUCACAGUCACCGUCCCGGAAACUGCAGCCCCUCCUUCGUCCAUGUCAAGUAAGGCUAGUCCCAACCCAAGGCUUCGCGCCGAGAGUGGUCCACCUGCAGGCUCAGCUAUUUCCUUGUCAUCAUCCAGCAAUACGCGUGCUCCUCCUUUGCCUAAGGCGCCGCGGGCCUCUCGUUCAGCGAGUAUUGGCGCAGUUAAAACACUUGCAACGCGUGCUAAUACCGCGACGGCUACGCGGCCGACUGCUGCCCCGACCCGUAAAGCUCAUGCUCCAUCUAAGCCCACUACGGCGUCAUCGUCAUUCAAGACACACAAGCCUUCAUCUUCUUUCCCUUCGCAGAAGGGUAACAGCCAACCACCGCCACCCGCCACUCCAGAAGUCAGAACGAGACAAGUACCCAACUACAUAUCUCCUAUUCAUCUCCCUUCGACCAACCCGAUCUUUGCAGUUGAUUCCGGUUCAAACGAGUUUACUCAGGGUACUGAUCUGAGUUCAGACACCGUCAGGAUUGAACUUUGGGCAAAGACAGAGGAAAGAAGCUUGUCAUUAAACUCCAAAGGAAAGCAGAAGGAAAUCAGUAGCCAAAAUGACGUCUCUUCACAGGGGUCGGAGUGGAAGCUUCUUGACGAAUGGAACGUAGUAUUGUCAGACAUGGUACCACUCCCGCCCGAGCUCGAAAAUCGCCAGUCCUACCUGCCUUCGAACUCGCUUGUCAUAACCUUUUCUCCCUCCGGACAGAGUUUUUAUGUGCCCGUCUCACAACCCCGGCAUCAGGGUCCUUCCCGCUCCCGAUCUGUAUCUCCAUCUGGUUACAACACUGACCCGGAAGCCGAGAUUCGCAGAUUCGACCACGCCGCUUCGUCGACCCCCAUUGAGACCACGCACGCUUCCGAUAGUUACUCGCAAUUAAGCUUGUCGCGCAGAGCUCGUAGGUCCACUGCAAGGACUGCCAGCUUUCAGGAACUCUUUCAACUCGCGACUCUGCAGUCUUGCAUUCGAGACACCGAGCAGUCGCUUCGUGCUGUUGUGAAGGGGACUGAUAAACUAUUGGAAAAUAGCGAUGUCAUGGUUCUGAGGCGGGAAGUUUGUGAGCGCGAGGUGCGCAUUCAGGACCGACAAGCCGAGGUCCGUACCGUUAUCGAGCACAUGAGUUCCUUGCGUGGCGACAUUGUUACGCGCCGUGAACAAAUACAGGCCCGUAGAGAGAGCCUCGAAAGAGCCAGGGCUGUACAUGCUGAAAGUGCUAUUUUACUUUCAAUUCAAGCUGAGAGAGUUGCUGAGCAAAGAAGUGCUGUUGUGGCCACGCGCAAUCGUAUACCACCUACCCGGACAUCGUUGAUUUCGGUAUUGGCCUCCAUAUACCCGAUCGAGCUUGACUCUCCCUCCGACUUGCUGUACACAAUUCUCGGCGUUCCUUUGCCCAUUCCUCUGAAUGGAAAUGAGCCAGCGCCUCCGCUUUCGCUCCCGUCUCACAAGGAAGUGACGGAAGAUGCGGUCGCCACGGCCUUGGGUUACGCCGCACACCUAGUCCAGCUGCUUGCUGUGUACAUGGGAAAAGGACUGGUGUAUCCCGUCACCUAUGUUGGAAGCAGGAGUCUAAUCAAAGAUAAUAUCUCCGCUAUGGUUGGUCCACGAAUGUUCCCUCUUUUCUCCAAAGGGGUUGAUACUUACAGAUUUGAAUAUGGUGUAUUUCUAUUGAACAAAGACAUUGAGAUGCUUAUGGCAGAGCGAGAUUUACGAGCCCUUGAUAUGCGACAUACCUUACCUAAUUUGAAGAACUUACUCCUUACACUUACUGACGGAGAAUGUGCAAACCUCCGAUACUCGCAGAUACCAGAUUCCCCGGCUACUUCGGGAUUGGCUACGCCUCCUGGGUCGCCGUCGUCUGUUCCUACUCAUCCGUCUUCCGAUACGCCCAAGGCGGGCCGGAGUCCGCACUCUGUCAAUUCAGAGCUGCCUCCGGAGGUCGACUCGCCUCCCCGGAGUGGCAGAGGAAUGGGGACCACCACACCUACCGAGGGUACCACGCACUCACGGUACUCGAAGCUUACGCUUGGUUUUCCGCCUCUAACGGGCUUCUUACGUCCCCGAAACCCGGCUUCUAUUUUGCGCUCUUCUCCCAGGUCUGCAUGUGAACAGACCGAAGAAGGACCACGGUCGUCUGCUGUGUGGAGUACAGCAAGUUCGUCGGGUCCUGAGGAAUCAGUCAGGCAGACUGGAAGUGAAGAUGACGACGAUCGGCGGACGAUCAAGGGUGUACGUGUUCACCAUACAGAGCAGACAGAUGAGGGUAAAGUGAUGAAUGGACGUGUGCCUUCUGAGCCAUCUACGGAAGAGAAGCUCACUGACGGAUCGUCGUUGACUACGCCAUCUACUGUCGUUCAUGUAUAUGAGAGCGGUUGCUAGUGAACGCUUGUCUGUGAACCCCGACGAUUGCCAUAGCCGAUGCGACGUCAAAAAAAUGAUAUCCGUGG
Molecule: messenger RNA, 3156 nt
Organism: Pisolithus orientalis
Lineage: Eukaryota; Fungi; Basidiomycota; Agaricomycetes; Boletales; Pisolithaceae
Product: UV radiation resistance protein and autophagy-related subunit 14-domain-containing protein
Exons: 10
Coding region: 71-3088 (1005 amino acids)
Biological process (GO): SNARE complex assembly
Cellular component (GO): lytic vacuole; endosome
Molecular function (GO): SNARE binding
Source: RefSeq, a predicted model, not a curated record